Molecule: messenger RNA, 1669 nt
Organism: Oldenlandia corymbosa var. corymbosa
Lineage: Eukaryota; Viridiplantae; Streptophyta; Magnoliopsida; Gentianales; Rubiaceae
Source: the annotation of a GenBank genome assembly
CCUACAUCUACAAUAUACCAAGAAGAUGGACUUGGUAAAAGUAAAAAGCAAAAACAGAAAAAGUGCCUAACGCCCUCGAGUUAAGAACUUAAGAUCGCUUGAUCAGAGAAUUGCAAUUUCUCGAUUCUCUUCACCAAAAACUCACGACGAAAAUCUGGUUUCAGAUACUAUCGAUACUUCCAAAAGGCCUAUAACCACCCCGGUUCUAUCCUCCUUUCCUUUGCAAAACCACCCGGUUUAAUACGAACCGCCAUAUCCAUUUCCUCUAUAAAUAAGAUCACUCCAUUCUCCCAUUCAACUCACUGAGCUAAUAUAUCUACUCUAAAAAGAAAAGAAGAACAAUCUCUUUGUGUUCUCAUCAAAGCUUUCUUAAGAACAAUCACUUUCUUCUCCUAAGAAUUUCAUCAACAAGAUGAGCUACUUUAGCAGAGCUUGGUUGGCCGCCAGCGUCGCUGUUGUAAACAGCCACUCCGAUCAGGGGUUGAACAAACUGAAAUCCGCCCAAAGGGGUCUCCAGAACAGCAAAAAACGGUUCUUUGCCGCUUCCGGCGAGGGUGCCGAUUUCCGGCCACUCGCCGGCGUGCUGGGAUCCGAUGUGGAAGGUGGAUCUUACGUUAGCAGAGGUGGAGAUGAUCAGAGGAAUAUUAAACGAACCGACGAGUCUCUCCGGCAAGUUAUGUACCUGAGCUGCUGGGGCCCGAGCUAAGAAUCCCUCCGGCGAAGGUUGAUCAUCGAAGUGUUUGAAAGUCUUAUGGGGUACCUGUAAACGGCCGGCAUGUUGUUUUGUCAUGCCGGGCCGGCGGCGAAAAUUUUCCGGCAAGGGAGAAACAACUGUCGGGUGAGCAUACUGCCGGAGGACUGUGCUAGGGUUUCGAAGGAAGAGAAGAGAGACGGUUGACUCGGCGAUGACAUAGAUCGGGAAAAAUGACUCCGGUGAUGGGUCAACCGGUAAUUAAGCACUCGGGCUAAAACUGUACUAUGUAGCCAAUUUAGAUUUUUGGAGAUGUAAAUGUACAUAUGUUGAUACAAAAUAAAUGAAUGAGAAAAUGACUUUGAUAUCCUAAUUUCUUGUGUUUGUUAAAAAUAUCUCUGGAUGAACGAUUUAAUCAUGAAUAGCUCUGAUUUCGUUCCUUUUGCUUUUGUUUUUGGGAUACUAUCUUAGAAGGUAAGAUCUGGUUUGAGUUUUGUUGCAGCUAAUCAAUAACUCUUGCAAAAGGACCUAGUGUUUCACGAAUGAUUGUCUUUUCCAACUCCCCAAUUGAUCAUUUCGUUUUGCACUGAAAUAUUGAAUUUGGGCCAAAAAAGAUGGAAAAACAGUUUCAAUCCAAGGAUCAGUGAUGAAUGAUCAUCCACUUCUUCCUUAAGGAUUCGCCUUCAAUUCGUGUUAUGAUUAGACCUUACAAUAGAUGAGCGAUCAAUAUAGUUGGAUUAGAGUUGCAUCUCGGAUUGACGGGAUUUAGUACUACAAAGUCUGUAACAUAUCCAUAUAGCUAGCAGUUUUAAGGUGAUCUUUAAAUUCUGGGUACAGAUGUUGGGAUCAUGAAUUUGUACAGUAGCCGAUCGAUUUGGUUAAAGAAUCAUGAAUUAUGCUUCGAUCCAAUUGUCUCGGGGAUACUUAGCGGGGCCAAUGUAUGUGGAUAGUGGACGAAUGACUUCUAUUAUUAGUGAC